This is a messenger RNA of Staurois parvus, 1164 nucleotides long. Lineage: Eukaryota; Metazoa; Chordata; Amphibia; Anura; Ranidae. The record is from the annotation of a GenBank genome assembly.
GAAGUUUACAAAGACAUGCCAGAAACAAGUUUUACCCGCACAAUAUCCAAUCCAGAAGUAGUUAUGAAGCGACGAAGACAGCAGAAACUAGAGAAGAGGAUGCAGGAGUUUCGAAGCUCAGAUGGCCGCCCGGACUCUGGUGGGACAUUGAGAAUUUAUGCGGACAGCUUAAAGCCAAACAUUCCAUACAAAACUAUACUGUUGUCAACAAAUGAUACAGCUGAUUUUGCUGUUAUUGAAGCACUGGAAAAAUAUGGUAUGGAGAAAGAAAAUCCCAGAGAUUUCUGCAUUGCCAGGGUAAUGUUACCACCUGGCGGCCAACAUUCAGACAAAGGUUUGAAAGAAACUAUACUUGAUGAUGAUGAAUGCCCUCUACAGAUAUUCCGGGACUGGUCAAGUGAUAAAGGAGAACUUGUAUUUCAGUUAAGAAGAAGACCUCCAGAUCACCUCUCAAAGAAAAGCAGGAAACUUGAGGGCAAGCCAUCAAAAGGCAAAGAGCGGACGGAUUCUUUUGGUUACUCACUUUCACCAGAUAAACUGCCUUACUUGGUAGAGUUAAGUCCAGAUGGGUCAGAUUCUAGAGAUAAGCCAAAGCUCUAUCGUCUUCAGCUAAGUGUCACUGAAGUCGGAACCGAGAAGCUUGAUGAGAAUUCUAUACAGUUGUUUGGCCCAGGCAUACAGCCUCAUCACUGCGAUCUUACAAAUAUGGAUGGAGUAGUUACCGUCACCCCCAGAAGUAUUGAUGCUGAUACUUUUGUUGAUGAUCAGCGUAUCACUGAAACCACCAUGUUACACAGUGGAGUGAAGGUGCAGUUUGGGUCCUCACAUGUUUUUAAAUUUGUGGAUCCUAAUCAUGACCAGUUGCUGGGUAAAAGACCAUCAGAUGCUGGACAGAUGUUUAGAGGGCAAAGGAGCAAGAUGGGGGUUCAGGAAACCACAUUUGGCUUGGAAGGAGAUGUACUUAGUGGCUCAUCGCUGCAGUCUAAUAAGGGUUCUAGUAAGUUGGACAGUGAUAAAAUGGCAAGCUCUACAGAGCGUGGCAUGGUAAAGCCAAUGAUACGCAUGGAUAAGCAACAAGAACACCGUAGUCUGGAUGGCAGACCACAAGAUGCUCAUGGACCUGAGCAUGUGUUACCUGCAAGCAUCGAGUUUAGAGAAAACUGU